AUGUAAGAACCAGAGCUUGCGCCGGAGCGCAAGAUGUGGCUUGGCACCCAAAAGGCCUGGGUGCGUGGGCCUGGACCUGCUGGACUGGCUGGACCCGGCAUGCGGCCAUGCCGUCUGGGCUUCUCAUCGGAGGGGCCCCCCUCAAAGUAGGAGGAGGCCCCCUCAUACUAUACUCAAAACCAAUACUUUGCUCCAUCACCGCGUACUCUAUAUCCGCAAAAUGGCCGGCGAAAAGAAAUGGAUUCCGCUCGAGUCCAACCCAGACGUGCUGAAUGAGUUCAUUUCCAAGCUUGGAAUUGAUGCCGCUAAAUACUCGUUCUCGGACGUGUUUGGCCUGGAUGAGGAGCUGCUGGCUAUGGUGCCCCAGCCCGUCGUCGCGGUGGUGAUGUGCUAUCCCAUUACGGACGAGUCGGACGCACUAGCCAAGACGGAGGACGAGGAGCAGGUGGCCAAGGGGGUGGCGGUGGACCCCCAGGUAUUCUACAUGAAGCAAACCAUCGGCAACGCCUGCGGCACCAUUGCGGUGUUGCACUCCAUCGGCAACAACCUGGAGCAGCUGAGCCCGGCUGCCGGCAGCUUCUGCGCCCAGUUCUUCGGCGCCACGGGCGGCAUGAGCCCGGCCGAGGUGGGGCGCUACCUGGAGCACCCGCCGGCGGGGGCGCCCGACAUCGAGGAGGCCCACCAGGCUGCGGCGGCGGGCGGUGACACGGCGCCGCCGGGCGCGGAUGAGGAGGUGAACCUGCACUUUGUGGCGCUGGUGCACCGCAACGGUCAGCUGUGGGAGCUGGACGGCCGGAGAGGCGCGCCUGUGUGCCGCGGCCCCUCUAGUCCGGACACGUUGCUGGCUGAUGCAGCCAAGGUGGUCAAGGACUUCGUCAGCAGGAGCAACAGCCUUAACUUCAACGUGCUGGCGCUGACGCAGACGCCCGCAGACGGCUAAAGCACCGGCAGCGGUGGCUGCGGCGCCCUCCAGCGCGCGGGAGGCCGGCUGACGGUAGCCGCCACUGGCGCGGCCCCUGGCGCCACUGUGCCGCUGCGCCCGGAGCUCGGCUGCGGCGCCCAAGGCGGGGGAGGUGACCACCGGGGAGCUCAGGAGGCGGCGGCAGUGGCGAGACGGUUGGGAGGCGGAAGGCUGCACGGGCGCCUGGCGCGUGCGGGGGGCUGCGCUGAGAUGGGGCAGGCGGUGCACGGUGUCGCUGGGGGGGGGGGGGCGGUGGCGCUAGCGGGCGGUACAGGUACAGGUGCAGGCGCUGCUUGGGCCGUGUGGUAGGUUGCGGCGUGAGAGUUCGUUGAUUGUUGCAGGGCCGCCAAGUUGGCAAUAGUGGUGUGGGUGCAGCGGCAGCUCUUACCGUGGACGUGGACGUUUAAGACGAGAAGAUGAGCAGGAGCAUGACGCCCCGGGCUUGAAGCGCGCUGGGAGCAUGACACCCCCGUCUUGUGAAGGGGUUUUAAGAUCGGAUGGCCUGUCAUAUAUUGAGGGCUAUGGCUGUGUUUUGAGGGCUGCCGAAGGUUCCGGACCGAGCACGAAGCUGGGAGGAGCCGGGUGGCGGGGCG
Messenger RNA from Chlamydomonas reinhardtii, 1554 nucleotides. RefSeq lists its product as uncharacterized. Bases 221 to 940 code for a protein of 239 amino acids. Gene Ontology annotation, molecular function: cysteine-type deubiquitinase activity. Gene Ontology annotation, biological process: ubiquitin-dependent protein catabolic process; protein deubiquitination. The transcript has 9 exons. Lineage: Eukaryota; Viridiplantae; Chlorophyta; Chlorophyceae; Chlamydomonadales; Chlamydomonadaceae. The record is from RefSeq and is a predicted model, not a curated record. Gene Ontology annotation, cellular component: cytoplasm.